AUGGGCAAUUCUCAAAGACGGCCCAAAGGAAGACACAGACCCAAAUCUGCAACAGCCACCAGUGGUCUUGAGGCAGAGAGUGGAAGGCGUGGCGGUGGCAGCAGCAGCAGCAGCAGCCACGGCGAUGGCAACCACAGCGGCGGCGGCGGCGGUGGAAGCAGCAGCAUCAGCGGUGGAGGUGGAGGCACCGCGGCCCAUUUCAGGUCGCCAUGGCAACAGAGCGUGAACGUGUUCGGCUCGUGGAGCAGGCCAGAGUGUGUUGAGGAGCUGCACCAGCAGGCGCAGCUCAACCUCCAGAGCCUGCUGCAAGAAUUUGAGGAGCAGCUGUACGACUCCAAGCUGACCGGUCAGACGUUUCGCCACCCGUCCUCCCAGAGCUCGGACGACACGUCAACAUCACUCAGCCGGUCGCCCGUCUCCCUAAACAACAGGAGACCUGACUUCAUCUUCCUGCCUGCAUCCAAGCAACUCUAUGAUGAUGAAACCACCUCCUCGGUCUUUGGUCUGAGGUCUGCGUUCAAUCCAUCGCCGUCCCCGUCCCCAUGCGGCUCAGAUCGCCCCCCUCUGGGCUGGAGCAGCAACAACAGUAGCAGCAGCAUAGCUACUUCGGCUACUACAGGACCACCUGUCGCAGAAAAACCUCGUUGGCACCUGGGAAGACGCGCACCAGCUCACUUCAUACCACACGACAUCCCAGCCUCCCCAAUAAGUCCCUUAACAAGCUAG
Messenger RNA from Nematolebias whitei (Rio pearlfish), 726 nucleotides. Its product is annotated as NHS-like protein 2. The record is from RefSeq and is a predicted model, not a curated record. The transcript is spliced from 5 exons. Bases 1 to 726 code for a protein of 241 amino acids. Gene Ontology annotation, biological process: cell differentiation. NCBI's taxonomy places the organism in Eukaryota, Metazoa, Chordata, Actinopteri, Cyprinodontiformes, Rivulidae.